This is a messenger RNA of Danio rerio (zebrafish), 1383 nucleotides long. RefSeq names its product cannabinoid receptor interacting protein 1a (gene cnrip1a). Lineage: Eukaryota; Metazoa; Chordata; Actinopteri; Cypriniformes; Danionidae. The record is from RefSeq and is marked provisional.
GAGUGACACCGGGAGCCCUGGAAACACACCGACCUCCGUUAUCCAGCAGUCAUGGCUGACGUUCCCGCGGUAAUAAACAUCGCCGUUUCGUUGAAAAUCCAGCCCAAUGACGGACCCGUGUUUUAUAAGGUGGACGGGACGAGGUUCGGACAGACCAGGACGAUCAAAUUGCUGACGGGAUCGAAAUACAAAAUCGAGGUGAUCACGAAACCGGGCAGCGCCGAGGCCACCACGAUGGGGAUCGGAGGAAAGACCUUCCCGCUGGAGGAGCAGUCCAGAGAUGAAGAGCAGAUCGUGUACAUCGGCAACUACGACACUGAGGGCGUCCCGCACACCAAGAGUGGAGACAGACAACCUGUGCAGGUCUCCAUCGAGUUCAAAGACGCCGGGAUGUUCGAAACCGUCUGGCAAGUGAAAUACUACAACUACUACAAGAGAGAGCACUGCAACUUCGGCAACAGCUUCAACUGCAUCGAGUACGAGGCCAAACCCAACGAGACCCGCAGCCUCAUGUGGAUAAACAAAGAGGUCUUCCAGUAAAACACCAGCACCAGCGAAAACACCCCGAAUAACCAUCGCUGUGUGUGAGACCGACAGCAUCAGUCAAAGAAACUGAAUAUUACAAGCUCCACACAAGCGAUCCGUCAGGGUAUCAAUUCACAAACUCAAGCAAUGCGUCUAUUCGUUCAACCACAGGUCAUGCAUGAUAUACAAACAUUUAUUUAUGGCUCUUUGAAAAUAAUAACAAGGGAACAAAAUGGAGAUAUGUGUGAACGUUUGGGUGAAUAUCUUCAUGGGGAUGGCGUUUUAAUCUUUUGGCUGUAUACCUGAUCGAUUAUGGUUACAAAAACGAAACUCGGAUGAGAAAACAGCUUGUGUUUAACUCUGUGAUUUUCUGUUUUAGAGACGGGCAGUGCAAUGCUUGCUCAAAGCUUGCUCGAUGCUUGCUCAAAAAAAGGUGCUGUAUGAACGUACACAGGCUCUACGUGGCAAUCUACAUUAGUAUUUAUGAUAUACUAUUAUAAAAGGCAGGUGGGUUAAUAUUGAGCGAUUAUUUAUUUGUGAAAGGUGCGUUUCUGUAUGGUGUGAAUGGAUGUUUGUUGAUUUCCCAUUGUGUGUUGGUGUUGUAGCUAUAUUUAUUAAACUGCUGCCUAUUUCUUCACAGAAGCAUUAGUUCACUGGAAUGAAGUUAGUUCUGGUUUUUUUUUUUAUGUUUAAUUUAAUUCUCUGCCUAUUUUGAAUCUUGUAUUGGUUGUUUGUUUGCUCGUGCGGUGCCUAUGUGUGAUUUUUCUGUGACUUUGAGCCAAACUUUUGACUUUUUGUAAGAAUAUAAAUGACCUCGUUGAUUGAUGUUCUGUUCUGUUUUAAUAAAUACACUGCAGU